Lynx canadensis (Canada lynx) is the source of this 390-nucleotide messenger RNA. It is a transcript of the gene FAM237B, whose product is annotated as family with sequence similarity 237 member B. Bases 1 to 390 code for a protein of 129 amino acids. The transcript has a single exon. Lineage: Eukaryota; Metazoa; Chordata; Mammalia; Carnivora; Felidae. The record is from RefSeq and is a predicted model, not a curated record.
AUGGGUUUUGCCACAAGAGGACGGUUCUACCUACCACUGGGCUGCAUGAUGCUGAUCAAUCUGAUUAAUGCUGACUUUGAAUUUCAAAAGGGGGUGCUUGCCAGUAUCAGCCCAGGCAUCACAGAAGAUAUUGAUUUCCAAUGCUGGAAUUCUUGCUCUUUGACAUUGAUAGAUCUCAAGGAACUCAAGAUACAGCACAAUGUGGACGCUUUCUGGAAUUUCAUGUUGUUUUUGCAAAAAUCCCAGCGGCCUAGACAUUAUAAUGUCUUCUUAAGCAUAGCUCAGGAUUUCUGGGACAUGUAUAUAGACUGCUUGCUCUCACGAUCUCAUGGAAUGGGCAGAAGACAGGUGAUGCCUCCCAAGUAUAAUUUUCCGCAGAACAGGAGGUAA